Messenger RNA from Hydra vulgaris (swiftwater hydra), 1132 nucleotides. RefSeq lists its product as uncharacterized. Lineage: Eukaryota; Metazoa; Cnidaria; Hydrozoa; Anthoathecata; Hydridae. The record is from RefSeq and is a predicted model, not a curated record.
AAAAUUUGUGAAAAAAUCAGCACGCAUGAAUGAAGUAAAACAAAGAAAAAAGCCAUCGAAAGUUUUUCUUUUUUUGGUUCUAUUUUCUUUUUUGCUGGUAAUUUUAUAUCUCCUUCACCUUCUUUAUAAUCCAAGAAUAUAUUUUCGUCAAGUACAAAAACAAAAACGGACUUGGUCAACAAAUAUUGAACCGAAUUUUAAAAAUAUCUCACCGUUUUAUGAAAAAACAAACUGUAAUAGCUUUGAGUAUGAUGCCUCUGAAUGGACGCUAAAAUAUUUAAAGCUUAAUGAAACGAAAGAGAAUGGAAACAAAAUCAAAGACAGCAUUCAAUGUAAAAAUAGAUUAAAAGAACUGUUAAAUGGUAAAAGUGUUAAACGAAUUAUACAUAAAAAUAAUACUAUCGAAAAUUGCGGUUGCACUAAACAUACUACUCAAUGCAAUGAAAGUGCUUAUUUUAACAAUGCAUUAAUGAAAAGAGUAAACACGCCACCUUGUUGUAGAGAAAAGUUGUUAGAAAUAUUAAACACAUUUUCGCGAGAGCUGCAAAUAUUACACGUACCGCACAUGUUAGCGUUCGGAGCGGUAUUAGGAUGGGCACGAUAUGGUAAAAUGAUUCCUUAUGAUCGUGAUAUUGAUUUAAUUAUUGAUAAAUCGUUUUGGAAUACAACGUUGUUUUUUGAUACUUUGAGAAAAAUAGAAAGGAUUAAUGGACACAAGUCAAAAUUUGAAGAUAAUGGUAAAAAAUUAUGUAUAACCUAUAGCGCAAUCAACCAAAAUUUAAUUGAUAUUUGGCCCUUCGAAAUUAUUAAAAGAGUUGGAAAAUGUCCCGAGGUGAGUAUACCUCAUUAUUUUUGGAAGUUACAACCUUUAGAAAAUCUUUUUCCAGAACGUUAUGUGCGUUUUGAAAAUAUAAUGACGUAUGUACCACGUGAUCCGCACAGAUAUUUAAACACUUUGUACAAAAAUUGGAAAAAAGAACUUGAUUGCUCGUAUAAAAAAGAAAACAAAUGCAGCGAAAAGGAAAGUGACUACUCUCAAUAUAAUUCGGAAUCACGCGACAUUAUGUUGGUGAUUAUUAUACUUAGUAUUUUACUAGUAAUAAUCUUGUAUUCGACUUAUUGCAUAGUGUAG